AUGGACGGAGAAAACAGGUCAACAAUAUAUUUUCAGUUGGAACAAUUGCAUAGUAAAUAUCAGGGGACUGGACAUAUGAAUACUAAAAGAAGUGAGUGGGGAGAUAAUAUAUUAAGAGAUACUGCAUCUUCUAAUAUAAUGCAUCAAUCAAGACUAUCAUAUUUUGCAAUAGCUGAAAACACUAGUAAGGCUAGGAUCAGUUUCAGAAUGUUAGAAUCAAUGAUACCAGCUAGUCUAAAGAGGAGAGAGGAAUAA
This is a messenger RNA of Cryptosporidium ubiquitum, 255 nucleotides long. RefSeq lists its product as uncharacterized. Gene Ontology annotation, biological process: mRNA splicing, via spliceosome. The record is from RefSeq and is a predicted model, not a curated record. Bases 1 to 255 code for a protein of 84 amino acids. Gene Ontology annotation, cellular component: U2 snRNP; precatalytic spliceosome. The transcript is spliced from 2 exons. NCBI's taxonomy places the organism in Eukaryota, Apicomplexa, Conoidasida, Eucoccidiorida, Cryptosporidiidae.